Molecule: messenger RNA, 692 nt
Organism: Vitis riparia (riverbank grape)
Lineage: Eukaryota; Viridiplantae; Streptophyta; Magnoliopsida; Vitales; Vitaceae
Product: desiccation protectant protein Lea14 homolog
Exons: 2
Coding region: 96-497 (133 amino acids)
Biological process (GO): response to desiccation
Cellular component (GO): cytosol
Source: RefSeq, a predicted model, not a curated record
GAUAUCUUCACCGCAGACCCAUAUCUCAGUUGACUCUGGAAUUUUUCUGGUGUGGUUGAAGGUUGUGCACCGCGGAGCUGUUGGAGAGGGUGAGGAUGUUGAAUAUAUCAUGGACGCUGCCGGGAGCCAGGGUCUUCGACGUCGUUAUCAGAGAUAAGAGCGAGGAGCGGGUGACGUACAACGCCAAGGUCUCUAUGACCAACCCCUAUUUCACUCCCAUUCGCGUUUACAACGUCUCCUACACCCUCAAGACUGACAACAGCAACAGGGUGAUAGUAGUAGGGAGGAUGGAGGAGCUCCAAGUGCUACUGCCGGCGAGUAAGAACAUAGUGGUGGAGGUGCCAAUUUUGGUGCCGCACAGCCAGCUGAUGGCUGACAUUGGCGGAGCUUGGAACAGCAUUUACCAGUUGGAUUUGACUGUCACCGUUGAUCUUCCACUCUCUGCUGGCCAGACUAUUCCUCUUGCCUGGGAAGGAGAGAUCAACAUGCCUCUUUGAUGGCUUCACUCUCCUUCCAUCUCCUGUAUGAUUUACCGGUUUUAAUUUGGGGUGCAAUAUGUAUCCUGUACUUACAUCUGUGUUUUCUUUGUUUUGUUUGAUGAGUGUUUCAUGCAAGUAAUUUGAAUUUUCAUGAUUGUACUUUGAUUUUGGAGGUGUGUUGUUUAAUGAAUCUCAUGCAAAGUUUGAAUUUCA